AUGCGAUGCUCAUUGGCAGAUGUCAACUUGACAGAAUCAUUGCUGUCGCAGAACGCCACGCCACCGCCGCUCCCAAUCGCCACACAGGACUCGUCCGAUGCAUCGCUGUCCCAGAAACUGGAUCAGGUCCUCGACAAGGUCGACUUGCUGCUCGGAGUUCGAAAAGCCGUCGACAUGGUGGAGUCGGAAAUAGACUCGGGCCAAGACACUCCUGGUUUGCUGGACAAGCUAUAUUUCGACGUGACACCCUAUAGAGAUGUCCGUCGUGCGGCCAGUUUGUGCCAGAUGCCGUUCAGCAAGGAGCUCGCCCACGGAAUAUGGACUCCUCCGCCCGUCAGAUCGCCCGAGGAAGAUAUCGUUGGCUCUGGCUUGAUCCCGGAACCUCUGGCCAACCAGCUGGUUUCCAUCUGUGUGGAGUACUACGGCCACUGGAUCGCAAUGUACGAACUUCCUCCUGGAUUCGUCAACGACCUGAGAGUCAAGUGUCCGAUGUUGCUCGCGGUUAUGUGUCUUUUGGGCCUGAGGUAUUAUAAGGGCCCACUUUUGAAGAAUGGCAACCAUCUGGCGCGGUCGUUGUUGCAAAUCAUGCAACGACUGUUAUCAGCAUCGAUUCUAGUUGUGCCGCAGAUCAAGUACCAGAUCCAAUCGUUGUUGUUGAUCUCGCUGUUUGCUGUUUCUCUGUCACACCAAUCAUUUUACUUUGACGGCUGGUUUUUAUCAGGAUACGGACUUCUGCACUACAUCACCCGCGAAAUGGACCUCAACCUCCUCUCCGAUAGACUCAGGCUCCACCCGGACAGAAACGAGAGUUUUCGGUUGUGGAACCAGAUGGUCUUGGGCCAUCUGGUCUACUGCAUUUUGUCAGGAAGACCGUGUCUGAUCGAUACGCUACGUUUGGACCAGUGCCGCAAUAUUUUGGAAAUCCCGUCUGCUUCGAGCUUCGACGGCCGUGUCGUGGCCCAAUUGUCGAUCCUACUUACGCUAUACAACUCGCUCCAGUUCAAAGAACCGCUCGACGUGUCGCUCAAAGACCUCAAGUCGUCGUUCAACGACUGGAAACACCUGCUGGAACAACACUCGGUCGGCCGACCAAUCUCGAUCACAUACCGGUUUGCCAAGGUGAUGCUGUAUCGACGCGACUUCCUCACCACUGGCGACCCCAAGUCUGCAGCCGAGCUUGACGGUGAGUGCGAAAAACUGCUCGGACUCAUCAAAGACUCCGACCCAAUCUUGCUACUCAAAAGUAGCGACCACAUCAAGUUCGUCACCAUGUUUGCCGCGCUGACGCUGAUCCAGCACGGCAAAGCUGCCACCGCACGGCCUGCAGUCGACCUGUUUGCCGCCUGGGAAAAGACAACCGUCUACUACAACGACUUUGCCGGGGUCUAUCGACGCUUACUCGAAACCUUGUCAAGCACCACGUCUGCACAGCCUUGA
Molecule: messenger RNA, 1437 nt
Organism: Ogataea philodendri
Lineage: Eukaryota; Fungi; Ascomycota; Pichiomycetes; Pichiales; Pichiaceae
Exons: 1
Coding region: 1-1437 (478 amino acids)
Biological process (GO): regulation of DNA-templated transcription
Cellular component (GO): nucleus
Molecular function (GO): transcription cis-regulatory region binding; DNA-binding transcription factor activity, RNA polymerase II-specific
Source: RefSeq, a predicted model, not a curated record